AACAAAAGAAAAAGGAAAUAAAAAAAUAAACGUAGGACUAAAAAGCAAAACCCUAGCUCUUCGGGCACCCCAUGGCGAUGGCGACAGCGACGGCGAUCUCCGGCCGCGUAGCCGGCGAGGCCAGCGCAAUCCUCGCUCCUUCCGCUUCAUUUCUGCCUGCGCCGCUCCGGCGCGCCCCCUGCUCCAAGACACACUUUUGUGCUUUUCCUCGUGGAGCACCUAGCAACCUCAUGCUUAAACCGGGACAACUAUGCCUUGAGCGCCAAAGCUGUUUAUUACAGAGAUCUAGUACAACUUCUGCUCUUUCAAGGGGAGACUUCUCUCCUGUUACUCAAGACGUUGAAGGCUUCCUUCACAGUGUUGUCAAUAUGGGAUUUCUUGACCGUCUGAAACUGGCUUGGAAGAUAAUCUUCCCUGCACCGACCAUACAUGAGAACACAAACGCAAGUAUUGCAAAACAGAGGCUGAAGAUGAUCCUAUUCUCUGACAGGUGUGAGGUCAGUGAUGAAGCAAAGAAAAAGAUAGUGGAAAACGUUGUUGAGGCGCUAUCUGAAUUUGUUGAGAUCGAAUCACGGGACAGUGUACAAGUGGAUAUCUCGACUGAUGCUGGCCUCGGCACGGUGUAUUCUGUGACUGUCCCCGUGCGCCGUGUGAAGCCAGAGUAUCAGGAAUCGGACGAGCAAUACAGAGGGAAAAUUGUCGGGGUCGACUUCAAGGACACUGGAGAAUCGUCUGGUAAUGUUGACGUCACCUUUGAUUUCUAUGUACCCAGUGAGAACCCCUGAACUCCUUGUACUUGGUGUGUUCUGUUGUCUUCCUCUAUCGUGGACUCGUUGGGUAGAAUGUUUGAUGUGGUCUGGUGUAAAUAUGUAGGCCUUUCUUUCAUUCAAAUAGUUUCAUGUAAUUCGAUUU
Molecule: messenger RNA, 912 nt
Organism: Lolium perenne
Lineage: Eukaryota; Viridiplantae; Streptophyta; Magnoliopsida; Poales; Poaceae
Product: cell division topological specificity factor homolog, chloroplastic
Biological process (GO): regulation of division septum assembly; cell division; chloroplast fission
Source: RefSeq, a predicted model, not a curated record